Molecule: messenger RNA, 2366 nt
Organism: Spinacia oleracea (spinach)
Lineage: Eukaryota; Viridiplantae; Streptophyta; Magnoliopsida; Caryophyllales; Amaranthaceae
Product: UDP-glycosyltransferase 74E2-like
Exons: 2
Coding region: 742-1842 (366 amino acids)
Molecular function (GO): quercetin 7-O-glucosyltransferase activity; quercetin 3-O-glucosyltransferase activity
Source: RefSeq, a predicted model, not a curated record
CAAUUUCGAUUUCCUAACAAUUGAAAGCAUCUACGACGACACUGAUGAUUCCCAACUCAAAUUCGUGGCUCGUAUGGGAAAGUUUAAGUCCGAAGCCUCAAUCCAACUUGGUCGCCUAAUCACUAAUAAGAGGAUAUUUAAUAGUAAGAAAACUGAUAUAUUGCUUUCAUUUGCCACAUCAUAUUUUUAUACUACGUAGUACUAUUUUUUCAUGUGUGAUUUGCUUAAACGGUUAGCAAGUUGCUUGAAUAUAACCCAUUUUUUUAAAUUAUUUUUAUUAAGGAAAAUUUGUCAAAAACUACCUUAUAAAAUAGUUUUUUUUGCGAAAAAGUACAUUAUAAAAAAAAAAUUGUAAUUAACUACAACCUUAUAAAAACAAUUAUGUGGUAAGAUACUACAUUUUUCCGAAUUAUGAACGUUGAAUCAAAAUUCCAGAAUUGACUUUACCAUAUGCAUCUCUACGUGCCAUUUAAUUACCUUUUUUAUAGUUAGAUACCACGUGAGAUACACCUAAUAAAUCAAUCCUGAAAUCUUGAAUCAAUGUUAUUAUCUUUUCGUUAUGUUUUUUUUCCCCCAAGCUAAUUAGCUUUGUAGAACUGAUUUGCUUAGCUUGUCUAAUUACUCAUAUGCACUCCAGUGUUUGCCUGUAGCUAGAAAAUUUAUUAAAAUUGCAAAAUAGUCCUUAUAUAUAACCAUUGGAGAUUCUCUAAUACAACCGCCUCAACAGAUAAUAAUAAGUUUAUGCUCGUUUAUGAUGCGUACUUUCCUUGGGCACUGGAUGUGGCCAAGGACCAUAACAUACUGGCUGCGGCAUACUUCGUUUCGUCUUGUGCGUAUGUGGCAUCCUUUUACCCCAUGUUUUUAGAGGAAUUUGGGUCAGAUGAUCAACAUCCCGUUGUUGCGGCUGAAUCUGUUCCUGGUUUGUUGGUGGAGCUGCCUUCGCGGGAGGAGAUGGAACGAUACGCGCCCAAAUGUGCACAAUCCUCGAGUUCUGAUGAUAAACCUGAUACUGGUAAGAAACCGCUUCACCCUGUCUACCAGAUGGUGGUUUCAUCAAUUACAACCCUCCAUCUUGCUGAUUUCGUGCUCUUCAACUCCUUUGAUCACCUUGAACAUCAGGUUGUCAAAUGGAUGACAAAUCUAUGGCGUGUGAAGACUGUUGGACCCUUGCUACCAUCAGCAUACCUUGACAAGCGUAUCGAGUCUGAUGUCAACUACUGUGUUAAACCCUACAAGCCAAACAACGAAGCUUGCAUGAGCUGGCUAAACGCAAAACAAGUUGCCUCGGUUGUGUAUGUUUCAUUUGGGAGUGUGGCUAAAUUGAGUGUAGAGCAGAUAUCAGAAAUAGCAAAAGCCUUAAAGCAGAUUCCGAGCAGUUUUUUAUGGAUAGUAAGGGAAGCUGAACAGGAAAAGCUCCCUAACGAUUUCAUUACUGAAACAUCAGAGAAAGGUUUGGUGAUGUCUUGGUGCCCUCAGUUGGAUGUCUUAGCACAUGAAGCAGUAGGGUGUUUCAUAACCCAUUGCGGAUGGAACUCGGUAAUUGAGGCGACCAGCUUUGGGGUUCCGAUGUUGGGGAUGCCCCAAUUCAUGGACCAUUUUUUGGAUGCUCAUUUUUUGGAGAAGGUUUGGGGUGUUGGAAUUAGGGUUAAGGCAGAUGAGAAAAACUUUGUUACUUGUGACGAAAUCAAGCGUGGUCUCGAGAAAAUUAUUUAUGGAGAAAGAGGAAAUAAGAUCAAGGAGAAUGCAACAAAGUGGAAAGAGUUGGCUAAGGAGGCAGUUGGUGAAGGAGGCAGUUCAGACAAUAGUACUGGCGAGAUCAUUAAAUGGCUUGCAUCCUCUUAAGAUUCGUUAGUAGUAUAUUAGCAGCAUGUCUAAGAUGCAUCCUUAGGGCACGGUUACCAAUGGGAAUAGAAAUACAUUUUGAUCACGAUACACCCUGGUACACCCAUGACUGUUCUAGUGGGGUCUUUGAUUUUACUUUUAUUUGGCUUGAAGAUGAGGAGUCAAGCAUGGGUUUACAGCUUUAUUUUAGGUCUCCUUUGUUGUAUAUAUGUUUUACAAAUUAUGUAUGGAGAAAGAUGAGACGUUUGUGGAAUUGUGGGUCUGAUAAUUUCGGUUUUGAGUAGGAUAAUGGUUGUUCGUUACCCAUUUCCAGUAGUGUAAUUUUUAUUUUACUUUUUUUUAUUUUUUUUUAUUUUAUGUGUGUUAGCACCCGGUUCACCUUUAGAGCUAUAAUCUGGAUUCGGGGCGAAUUUUGAGCGGAUAGGUUCCAAUAGUGUAAAUUUGGUCCGACUCAGUUUUUGGCUUCUUUGUUGUAUUGCCCAUGUGAUUUCAUCUUCUAUGUAUAUACUCCCUAGUUUCAUGAG